Solanum dulcamara is the source of this 2955-nucleotide messenger RNA. RefSeq names its product YTH domain-containing protein ECT4. The record is from RefSeq and is a predicted model, not a curated record. Gene Ontology annotation, molecular function: mRNA binding. Lineage: Eukaryota; Viridiplantae; Streptophyta; Magnoliopsida; Solanales; Solanaceae. The transcript is spliced from 7 exons. Gene Ontology annotation, cellular component: cytoplasm. Bases 406 to 2379 code for a protein of 657 amino acids. Gene Ontology annotation, biological process: mRNA destabilization.
UACAUUCAAAACUUUCGUGCACCUCUUUCGUGUUGUGCACUGCUGCAUCUCCCACCACGCACCCACCCCCUCACUCCCUACGCCCUCACCAUCACCUACCCCACCCCUUAAUAUCCCUUUCCCCUAUCUCGCUAGCGUAUUCCAAUUUUUUCUCGUUUUGCAAAAGUCCGCCAUUUUUUUUUGGUCUAUUCAAUCUCUGGUUCUCUUUCUAGGGUUAGGGUUUUUCUGUAACAAUGUCUUGUUAAGGGUAAAGAAAUUCCUUUUUUCUCUUCAUCAGUUAUUCUAUUUAAUCUUCAUCAUUCAGUUCUGCAGGUCAACCAUGUACUGAAUCUGCUCUGCUAUUGAUUCAGUGUACUGAGGAAAACCUGCAGAUCACUAGCCCCCCUGCUUCAGAACUUUCAAGCUAUGUAUAAUGAAGGAGCCCCUGAGUUUGUUGUUGAUCAGGGAUUAUAUUAUCCACCUGCCACCAAUUAUGGUUAUUUCUGUACAGGAUUAGAAUCACCCGGAGAUUGGGAUGGCCACCAAGGAUUUUUUGGUCUGGAUGGUCAAGAUAUUCAGUAUAUGGAUGCUCAAACUGAAAGUUUCCCAUAUGUAUAUUAUACACCUAACUAUGGAUGUGCACAGUCUUCAUAUAACCCAUACAACCCUUACAUUCCUGGUGCUGUAGUAGGAGUUGAUGGUCCAUGUGCAGGGCCACAACAUUACUACACAAUCCCCCCCUAUGAAAACUUGGGAUCAUCUUCGUACUUUCCCAUGGCGGUACCAUCUACAUCUGGUAUUCAUGCGAAUGCUGCAGACCCAAUAAUGGAUAGUGUUUUAUCUUCUACUAACAGAGCUGAUGAUCUUCGUCUUAAACGUAAUCUAUCUCCAACAUCUCCAAUAUUUACCCCAACUUCAUUAGGGGGUUAUAAAAGUGCAUCUAACAGGGAUUCUGAAAGUGCAAAGAUCAAUGCUGCAUCGAGCAAGCAGCACGUGUCACAUGGUUUUUCCAGUCCAUCCUCUCAAGUUCACCCGGGUAAAGUAGCUCAAGCUAUAGGAAGCAUUAUUCAGGGGAAGACUUUGUCUAAUCACGGUCAACUGAGAGCUCCUCUUCCAUCUGAAAUUGACUUGUCUAAUCACAGAUCAGGUGCUCAUGAGCGGGCUAAUACAGAUAAAUUCAGGCCAAAGUUUCUAAAUGGAAUAACCCCAAGUGAUGGGAAAGUUAGUCCUGAUACGUUGUCAGAACAGAAUAGGGGACCUAGAAUUGACAAAAUGAAAAAGCAAUUGGUUGUGAAGGCGUACACUACAAGAGCAGGAAAUGUUGAUGUGCAAGGCAAUAUAGUUAUUCAUGCUGAUGAGUAUAAUAGAGGUGAUUUUCUGAUGGACUUUGUGAAUGCAAAGUUUUUCGUAAUCAAAUCAUACAGUGAGGAUGAUGUGCACAAGAGUAUAAAGUACAAUGUUUGGUCAUCUACCCCUAAUGGGAACAAAAAGCUGAAUAGUGCUUAUGAAGAUGCUCAGAGAACUGCUGGAAAUCCAAGAGGCUGCCCGAUAUUCCUUUUUUUCUCGGUUAAUGCAAGUGGGCAAUUUUGUGGGGUCGCUGAAAUGACUGGUCCUGUAGACUUCUACCAGGACAUGGAUUUCUGGCAGCAAGAUAAGUGGAGUGGUAGCUUCCCUGUGAAGUGGCACUUCAUAAAGGAUGUCCCAAACCCUAACUUUAGGCAUAUUAUAUUAGAGAACAAUGAGAACAAGCCAGUAACUAACAGCAGAGACACACAAGAGAUACGCUACAAGAAAGGUAUUGAGAUGCUGAAAGUAUUUAAGGAUUAUGCGUCAAGGACAUCAUUACUAGAUGACUUCAUGUAUUAUGAAAACAGACAGAAACUCUUGCAGGAAGAGAAAGCCAAGCUGCUAAUCAGGAGCUACAAUAGCCCAUUUGUUGUUCCUGUUCUAGAUCCUCCACGCAAGCUAAAUUCUACUUCAGGUUUACCUUCUGGUGAAAGUGAGAAGAUCUUGAAGUGUAGUGAACACCAACAAUCUGGAAAUUGCAUGGCUGUUCCUGCAGAACUGGAUUCUGUAGAUUCUAAAGCUAACAAAGAGGGUGCAAAUAAUGGUGACAAACUUGUGGCUGAAGGAGGUCCACACGUUAAUAGUGCACUGAAAAUUGGUUCCUUAACUAUCAACCCAAAACCAUUGAAAGAUCAGCCCAUGGAUGUACAAAGUACUACCACCACAGUGGCGAGCACCCAGUCAGUUGAUGUUGUCACUGUGGGAUCUAUGCCUGUUAAAGUUAAUGGACAUGCUGAAUCUUCUGGUUUCCUGACUAUUGGAACAAUUCCUCUUGAUCCUAGAGCUUUCCAACGUGAUGAGGCCAGUGGGUCUGGAAAAAAGGUCCUUAAGUGAGUAUGCGUGAGCACAGUAAGUAUCGUUACUGAAGGAAAAUUAGUUCCAUGUCAUAUAAUAUACUUGGUCCUACCAAAGUUGAUCCGACAAUAAGUUUUUGGAUAUGUUCUGUUCUUCAUUCCUCCUUUCGAGGAGAACGUGGCUGAGAUUCUAAUUUUGUUUGUGGUUGGGAUUUGGAUGAUGGCUGAUAUUGGCUUCACAUACAAUGCAAGUUUCUUCCUUUUGGCUUCUCUUUUUCAACAGAUUCAAGGUUUCCAUAUCUUUUCUUCAGCAUUAAGACAAAAAGACAAAGCAAAAUGCUUACUUUUGGUAUUCUUUAGUAGUUGUCUGGAAAACAAAUGUAAUGUUCGCGGCUGCUUGAUGUUAUGUUUAUUCUGGAUCUUCAGUAACUGAGAGUUUCUGCAGUUCAAAUUGUCAGCCUUGUGUUUCAAAGUAGUUCUAUUAUGGUUCUUGUGUGUGUCUCUAUUAUGGUUCUUGUGUUUCCAUAACUGAGAGUUCUUUUCCCAAUUGAAAUAUCACCAUUUAUGUGCCUAUGCAUUAGUUAUCACUGAUUUAAAUAUAUCUUCAAUUAUUGAG